Messenger RNA from Plasmodium gallinaceum, 1965 nucleotides. RefSeq names its product DnaJ protein, putative. The coding region runs from base 1 to 1965 and encodes 654 amino acids. The record is from RefSeq and is a predicted model, not a curated record. Gene Ontology annotation, molecular function: Hsp70 protein binding; nucleotide binding; nucleic acid binding. Gene Ontology annotation, cellular component: endoplasmic reticulum membrane. Gene Ontology annotation, biological process: cellular response to misfolded protein. The transcript has a single exon. NCBI's taxonomy places the organism in Eukaryota, Apicomplexa, Aconoidasida, Haemosporida, Plasmodiidae.
AUGAAAAAAACUUUAAGUGAAAAUAAUGUUGAUUCAGAGUUAAGUUCAUCAACUUCUAGAGGAAAAUCUAAGAGAAAAGAAAAGAAAAAUGAAGAAAAAGUAAAUGAUUUUAGUAAAGAAAAGAAAAAGAACGAUAAAAAAAAAAAUGUGAAUAAGGAAAAGAAAAUAAAUACUACUAAAAAGGUUGGAAUUUAUAAAAAUAAAAUAAAAUUUUUAGUAGAUAAUAUAGUAAUAAUACUCAUUAUUUUAUCAUUCAUUCUUCUGAUAUCCUUUAAAUAUCUUGAAGAAAAGUAUUCUAUUGAAUCUUAUCUUGAAGAUGAGGAUACUUUUGAUUAUUAUGAGGUUUUGAAAUGCAAAAGAGGUGAUGAUGUUCAAAAAAUAAAAAAGAAUUAUCGUGACUUAUCUAAAUUGUAUCAUCCAGAUAGUAACAAAAAUUGUAAAGAUUGUGAAAAGAAGUUUCAAGAAAUAACAAAAGCAUAUAAAACACUAUCAGAUUCUAGAUUGAAAAAGGCAUAUGAUAAUUCUAGAGGAAAAGUAUUAAAAUUAAUUGAAUCAAAUAGUAUAAAUCUAAAUGAGAAAAAUUUUAUAGAUUUAGUUGAAAACUCCAAUGAUUACUGGAUUAUUCAAAUUUAUUCAGAUACAGAUAGCUUAUGUCUAAGUUUUUCAAAAAUAUGGGAAGAAAGUUUUGAUAAAUAUCAUGAAUAUAUAAAAUUUGGUAGAAUAAAUAUAUCAACUGAUAAAAAAUUAGUAAAAAAAAAAAUUCCUUUUAAUGUUAAAAUAUAUCCUACUAUUUUUAUUUUAUCUCCUGAUGGUUCUUAUCAACUAUAUUCAAACAUUUUUAACGCAACUUCUAAAGAUUUUCAAAAUUUUAUUUUAAAUAAUUAUCCUAAUUAUAUAUUUAAUAUUAUAUUUUUUAAUAAAUCUUUUCAAAAUAAAGAUGAAUAUAAAGUUAAACAAACAUAUGUGGAUAAAAAUCACAAAGUAAUAUUAUUAACAAAUAAAACAAAACUAAGUUUGCAGGUCAAACAAGUAUCUUAUAAAUUUAAUAAUACUUAUCCUACUUAUGCUAUUAAAUAUGAUGAAAUUGGAAGCAUUACGAAUGAUACUUUAAAAAAAUCAAUAAUAGAUUCAUUGAAAGUGUUAAGUAUUAAAAAAGAUGAGUAUAUAAAAGAAAAUGAAAAUUUGGAUUAUUUUUUAUUGGUUAACAGUAAUCAAGUAAAUGUAAUAAGAAGAAUUUCUCCAAAUAAUAUUAAGAAUGUAUAUUAUGAUUCUUUAAAAAAAAAUUUUGUAGAGAUCAAUUCAAAUAAUGUUGAUUCAAUUUGUUCAACUGUAGGUUCAAGACAUACCUACUGUUAUGUAAUUUUUAUUGAUAGUAUAGAAGAUGAACAAACUUUAAAUUAUAUAAAAAAAUGUUAUCAACAUAUAAAUAGUUCUUAUAAUCAAUUCGUAGCAAAAUUAGGAAACGAAGAAAUCGAUGAACAAUUUUUUAUUCAACCAGUAUAUGUAUUAAAAAAGAAUUUAACAAAAAAUUUUAUGAAGUUUAUAAAUGAAAGUACUAUUAAUAAAUAUGAUUCGUUUUUCCUUGAUUUUUCAUCGAAUUCCUUUGCUGUCAUUAAUGAAAUUAAAAAUUUAAGCGAUUAUUCUCAGAAGAAAGAUGACGUUUCCUUCCUUUCCAAAAUAUACAAAGAUAUAGAAAUAUUAAAUUUUGAAAAAAUACCAAAGUACUGCGUUCCAUUCAACAUUAAUUGUUUAUAUAAUGUAAAGACAACUUUGCUUUAUAAAAUUUAUAACAUUCUCAAGAGAACAACAAAAACGCAAAUUGUAAUAUCUAUAUUAGUUGCAUAUAUUUUAAUGCCAUUUUUUAAACAAUAUGGAAGAACAAAAUAUAUUUUUUUAACUUUUUCAAUAAUCUUAUCAAUUUUUGCGAUAAAUUUAAAAGAUUUUUUUAUGUUAUUUUAUAAUUAG